UGGACCGUGCGGGAGCGUCCGCGGGGAGUGCUCGGCAAGGAGACCGCUCAGUACACAAGUGUGAUGAUGGCGGAUGGACGCGCGUCGCCCAUUGCUCCUCUCCCAAGAUAACUUAUCAGCAAGCCAGACUCAGAAGGCAGCUUUAGCUACACCAAUGUAGAAAAAUGGAUUCAAAAGCCAGCGUAGAAGACGACUCAGUGCCUGUUACACAAGACGCCAUAGAUGAUGAAGACAACUUAAGUGAUAUGGAUUCACAUACAGGGAGUGAGCGUGAUGCAGUAUCAGAAGCAGGAUCAGAAACGCCAUCAGUAUCUGAUAGAUCAAGCCUUCGUAAUUCAAGAUCUGCAUCAAAUACGCCAACUAAUACCAGGUCUACCAGGAGCAGGGACAACCCAGACUUCGUGGCAAAGCAGAAAUCUUUUAUGGCAAAGGUACAAGCAGCAACUACAGGAAUUGAUAGUCCUAUGAUGCGACCAGACACACCGGGCAAACGAAAGAGAGAUAACAGUGCUUCGUCUUCCCAAGGCUCAACAAAAAAGAGAAAAUAUGGAAAGAAUGAUAACAAUGGACAGGACUAUCAGAAUGACAACUACUGCUGGGAAUGCCAUAGAGAAGGUGUUUUUAUAUGCUGUGAAAUGUGUCCAAGAGUGUUUCAUCUCAAGUGUGCUGGAAUGGACAAAGAACCUGAAGAAGACUGGGCAUGUAGUGAAUGCCAUGCUGUUAUGCAGGCAGAAAAUAUUGAAAAUAGAUCUCGAGCGAUGCAGCUGAUAUCUGUUGAGCAAUUGUGUACACUUCUAAAGUUUGCACUAAAUCGUCUAAAGACAAUGCCAGGGAUGGAGCCAUUUACGAAACCAGUAGACACCGCAGAAUUUCCAACAUACGAAGAUGUUGUAGUUCAUCCAGUGGACUUCACUUCACUUGAGCGGAACAUCAAACGCAAAUUCUAUGGUUCUACUGAAGCAUUUUCAUCGGAUGCCAGAUGGAUUGUGCACAACUCGGUGAUAUUCAACGGAGCCAAUUCAAAAGUGACAUCAAUGGCUCGUUCUUUGGUCAAAAUUCUGAAGCAGGACAUGAGUGAGAUUGAGACGUGCCCAGACUGCUAUAUGAAUGCUCACCAGAAGCCGAAGACUUGGUUCAUUGAAGCAUGUAGAUCUGCACAUCCUUUGAUUUGGGCAAGGUUGAAAGGCUUUCCAUUUUGGCCGGCAAAGGCUGUGAAGUGGAGAGAUGGGAAUGUAGAUGUCAGAUUUUUUGGCAGACAUGACAGGAAAGGUGAAAUCAGGUCUUGGGUUCCAGUUAAAGAGUGCUUCCUCUUCUCAGAACAGAUGCCAACACCACUUAAAAACCGCAAUAAAACACUAGAAUCAUGUCUUCAGGAGGUAAAUGAGCACAUAGUCAAGCUGCGUGAAAGGUUUGGAAGAUUCAAAUAUGCACCUCAUCGUGUUCAGUUCAAUCCACUAGAUGCUGACCAAAUCAAGAUCAUGCUCCCUAACUAUAAAACGCCAGUUCCUGUGAGAGUUCGGUCACAGUCCAGAGCUUUCUCCAGAUUGUCUGGUCAUUCAGAUGAUGAAACAUCUUCUGUUGCAUCAACUGAUAGUGGUGCCUCAGUGAGACGACGCAAAAGAGAAUCUGGAACUUCCUCAGCCACACAAGAGACCGAGACUGAAGCAGAGAUUCCCAGUCAGACCUCAGAUCAUGGGGAUGAAGACAACAUGGAAGAAGGGAAUGAAAGUGCCAAGAAAGAAGAAAAGCCAUUAGCUGAUCCAGAGAUUAAGAAGGAGACUAAGGAUGAAGAUGAAUUAGAAGACUUGCCAGACAGAGGCGAAGAUGAGGAGGACAAAUUUAAAGAUGAAAUUGAUACAAAACCUGAGAUUGAGGAUGGUGGAGAUGAAUUUGAUGAAUAUCCUGUAGGGAACUUUGAAGAUGAUGAUGAAGACAAUGAGGAAGGGGAUGAAAUGGCAUUAGUGAAUGGGAAACCAUCAGAAAUAAAGAGUGUAAUUGAAAAAGUUGAUGAGAGUGCAGUGAAAAAAGAAACAGUAAGUGAUGAUGAAGAGAAACCUAGUAAUAUUGAAGAAGUUGUGAAGAGGGAUAGAAAGUCACCAGAAAGUAGUGAAAAAGAAAAUACAGAUGUCAGUGCUGGUCAGUUUGAAAAAAAUGAGGGUUUGGAUGACAGUGACAAGGAAGAUGGUGAGAGUGAGGAUGAAGAGGAAGAGGAAGAUGAGGAAGAUGAGGAGGAGGAAGUAGAAGAAGAGGAGGAAGGUCUUGGCAACCUUGUGCUAAGUACUGAAGGUGAGGAUGCCUAUGAAGAUGAAGAAACAAGUGAGAAAAUGGGGGCUGAAGAGUAUGAAAGAAAAGAGAAAAAUGAAGAGAAGUUGGUAGAAGAAUUGUUAAAGUCACGGACAGACGGCAAAGCUGAUAAAGAUGUUAGUGAAAACAGAAUCAUAGAUAAUGUAGUGGAAAAUGUAAAGGAAAGUAAUACAGAUGAGCUACAAAGUGAAAGUUUGGAUAGGCAGACACAGGGUGCACAUGAUAUCCAUGUGAGUAGUUUACAAGAAAAAUUAUUAGAUAUCCUAAAAAAAGAUGAAGGUGCAGAAUUAUCUGAUUCUGAAGAUGGUGCACAUAAAGCUUUAAAGGACAAACCCAGAAUAGCAACUCCACUUCAAGAAAAUUUCAAAGAAAAAGAUGAAAUGUCCUCACCAGAAAAUCAAAGUGAAGAAAGUGAUGUGGAUGAAGAGGACAUGGACAAAAGCUUAACAUUUAAAGAUUCUAAUGAGAAUGUUGAAAGUGAAAGUGAUUCAGAUGAAUGUGAAAGUGAGUUGAAAAACAGUGUGAAAGAAACAAAAUCUUUGGUUGAAAAGAUUGACAGUGAGAAUGAAAGUCAUUGCAAAGAAAAUAAAGGUGCUCAUACUAACAGCUUAGACUCCAAAGAAAGUGAAGCAAAGGAGGCUAAGUUACUUGUAAAUAUAGAUAAAAGUAGCCCAGAAAGAACUGAUGAGAAGGUCAGUAUAAGUAGAGAUUUAAAAGAAACAGUACAGAACAAGUUGACUAGGGAAUGUGGAAAGUCUGCAACAGUAAAUGAAUAUGAAUCAGUUCAUAAAGAAGCUUCAAGUGUGUGUGAUGUAGAAAGCAUGGAUAUUGAUGAAUAUUCAGUGAAUAAGAAAGAAGGGAAAAAGCAAGAAGUAGAUGGUAGAGCAGAAGACGAGAAAAUGGAAGUUGAGGAUAGUGCCAGCAGCAAAAGCACUCUACUUGAUGCUGUUCAGCUAAUGAAGAACAUGGGAACAAUAGCAAUAACAAGAGUGGAUGGUAAAACUCUGGAUCAUGGUUGUGGAAAUGCCAAGGAAAAGGAGAGAGCAGAAGGGAAUGAUGAUAAAAAGAGUAGCAGUGAUGAUUCAAACCGAAAUACUCCAAACUCUCGGAGACCAUCUCCAGCUCCAAGAGUUUCAGAAAAAGAUAUGGAGCAACACAUAUCUUCUUUAGGUUGUAGUGUAAGUGUGACAAAAGCAGUAGAUAAGGAUAGAGAGAAGGAGAAAGAAAAAGAAAAGGAAAAGGUUAAAAUGCCAUCUGGUGUGGAUACAACACGUCUUAGCCCUUCUAUAUCAAUCAUUCCUGUAGCUAGUGCAGCAGAGCGACAGCGAACAAAAACCACCAUUGCUCCAUCAACUUCAUCAAAUGAAAGCCAGAAUUCACCAACAAUUUCAACACAAAGUGCUCCCAGAACUUCCCCUGCUGUCAGUCAGAAUCCUUCAUCAACGAGUACAUCAAGUAUAUCUGAAGCAACACCAUCAACUGCAGCACAGAGUGCACCCCAGAGAGUAUCCUCUGCAUCAUCCAGUAGUUCACCACAUACUGCUGGUGGAAAUAAUAUUCCUCCUCCUCCACCUCUUUCUCAUCCUCAGGCUUCACAGAGUAAUGUCGUGGGUCCAAGAGGAGUGUUUGGUCCUCCACCCCCAGGAAGCCAGGUUUUAGGAAUGCCAGGUGCUCGAGGGCCCAUUAUGUCAAGUCCAGGCCUGAGAAUGAUGACCAGCUCUGGACCAGGUGUGUUGAUCCCAUCACGCAUGCCUGGAGGACCUGGCAUGACACCCACAAGACACCUACCACCAGAAGCAGGUCCACUCUCCUCACAGUUGCACAAACACUCGCAGAAGUUGGCAGAAGUGAUGAGGGCCACUCUUGAAGAUGUCCUGGCUGGUCUUGUUGGAACAGGAACACCAGAAGCACGUCUGGCAGCCCUACAGUUAGAACUUGAGCGAACUAGUUGGCGACACCAGCAGGAACUUGCAGAAGUUCGGCAUAAUGCAGAUGUCAUGCUUGUGGAGAUGAGAGCAAACCUGGAAGCUGAGAAACAAAGAGCUGUAGAAGAAGUGAGAAGACAGAUGGAGCAACAGAUGGUGGAAGCAAGAAGACAAAUGGAAAGGCAAAUGGUUGAACGCUUGGCUGAAGUAAGAAGACAGAUGGAAGCAGAAAAACAAAGAGCUGUAGAAGAAACUAAAAAGAAACAGUGGUGUGCAAAUUGUGGCAAGGAAGCUCUCUUCUUCUGCUGUUGGAAUACCUCAUAUUGUGACUAUCCAUGUCAGCAAUCACACUGGCCUCAACAUAUGGCAGUUUGCGGUCAAAAUAGUGACAGUGGAGGUGGUGAAGGUGGCCCAGACUCAGUUAAUGGUGAAGCAAGUGGCCAUUCUUCCAGGGUCUCAACCCCUCAGAACUUGGUAGUAACACAGCAAUAUGUGGAUGAGGAAGGAGCAGUAGCUUUGGCAGAGGAGCAUCGCAGAAGAAAGCAACGAGAGAAUCCAUCACCUUUAUAUGGUGACAUGGCUCUGAUGAACCGUGGAUCACCAGCUGGUGGUGUCCCAGGUGCAAUGAAUGCCAAUGCAGGAGUUCCAACAGGUAGUCCAAAUAUGGCAGCACUGAGUCCUGGCAGUCGGGCAGGAAUGGCCAACCUUGGGGGCCCAGCUAUGGCUGCCAUGGCUGCCAUGGCAGCUGGGAGUGCUGGAGCACAGAGUGGCCAUAGUGGAGUUCACGGUGGGAUGAAGAUGCCAAGAUAUAUGCCUCCAAAUAUUUUGCAGCAACAGCAGAUGUAUGGUGGAGUAGAUCCACGCAUGAUGAUGAUGAUGGGGCGAGGGAUGCCACCGGGAGCUGCAGCUGCAGCGAUGAUGAGAAGUCCCAUGCAUCACUUCAGGCCAAGGUUUAUGUGACCUUCAUUCAGUGCAUUUAAUGGGGGUGAAUUGUAUAACUUUCAGCAAGAAACCCAAUUACAAAUGGAGGAUAUUAAAGGACGCUUUCCAAGGUGAAAGUGGAGUGGAAAAUACACCAGUCUCUAGAUUGGCAUGGUAGUGAGGUCCAGAUACCUUGAACUUUGGUAUGUGAAAGAGAGGAGGUGUUUUGCAGAUAUAUAUAGUACAUGAUGUUAACUGAAACUGUAAAUACAAACUAUUCUUUGGAAUUUAAACCAAUCACUUAUUUGUUCAAUAUGUGAAAAGAAAAUGUUUUUCACCAUUUUAUUAUUACUUUUAGAAUUUUAAGUUGGUAAGAACUCUGUGAAGAGAUGUUCUCAAGUUGAGUCUCCAGUGAGGCUUCCCUGGUUUACCACAUAAUAUAAAGUGACACAGAACUUGAUCUCAAACGUAUGUAUACUAAACUACAUCUGUAAGUACUUGUGUGUUAGGCAAGUAUAAUUUUCUACUUUAAUGUUACAUGAUUCAUGUAAACGAUCAUAGUAUAUAAGUAAAGAAUAACAUUUACUAAUGACAACUUCAAAGUUAUUGUGCAGUAGAUGCUGCAUGAUCUGUAUUGAGACAGAAUACAUCUAGAGUUUAAAUUUUCAGUUAGAAAUCUCCAUCAAGAUAUUUUGUCAUUAUAUUGAAAGAUAUAUUUUCUGUGCAUUGCAAUUUGAUCUGGAAAAAAAUAUAUAUAUUUUCUCUAAACCGAUUUAUUGGAUUUUAGCUUUCAAAAUAUUUGCGAGGUUACAGAUCUGGUAGAUUGUUUGCUUUCACUUUUUUUUCUUCAUAAAUUAUGAUGGUAGCAGCCAUAUAUGAUGGAAAACAAGGCCUUUUCACCUAAGUUGUUCUUAUCAUACUUUAAAAGGGCUACAGGGUCACAUGUCACUCAUGUCACAAAAAGCUGUUCCUAGUUUGUUCCUCAACAUGCACAAAAUGCUCUUCAGUCGAACCUCUAAGGUAAUACUGCACUUGGCUUUGCAUUUUUAUUUGUUAGACCAGAAAGCCAAUUUUUUUUCUCUAGAGAAUAAAUAGAAUUGUUUCCUAUCAGUAAAACUGAUGUAAAUACCUUUUCAUAUAUCCAUAUAAUUUCUUGCUAAAUGAUUUACUGGCACCUUUCUUUUUGGAUCCAAUAUGCUCGUCAUGAAUGUACAAAAACAUUUGAUAUAUAUUUGAAACUGUGCCAAUUGUUUAUGAAAAGAAAUUAAAUACAUAUUUGUCUUCUAUGGUAAUGUUUGUUAUACCUUGCAGGGGAUUUGUUUUCACUUUGCCUUGGCUUUAUUCUUUGAAAAUUAUUCCUUAAGUUAUCAUUGACACAUUUUUGAAAGCUUUGCAUUAAAGAACUGAUGUUAUGCAUUUUGAGUAUGUAGUUAGGGAGGUUCGACUGCAUGAAUGGUAAACAAUAAAUAAGUUAAUAAAUGGUGUGUAGUACUUCAUGUUAUUGAAUUCUCAAAUAAUAUAAUAACUUCAAUAGAUAAGCCUAAUUAUCUGAGUUGUUUGAGAAAUAUUUUCCCCAUGUACAUCAAAUACAUUUCAGUGACAGUGUUUUUCACUCACAAUAUUGUAUGUCAUGUAUAAUGUGUCUGAGCAGUAUGUCUUUUUACUUGGUUAAUAUCAUUAGAAGGACUGUUCAAGUCUGUUGGAUGAUCAAGUUCUACUGUGCCAUCUUAUUCUGUGGUUGUCUGACAGGUUGUGAUUGUCUGAUACAUGAGGUGUACAGGUAUAUCUGGAGGGGAUGCAAAGUACAUCUUUCAGUUAAGAACAUGCAGAGUUUUUAAAAUCACAAAGAGAAAGGGGCAUGUGCUGGGAGAGACUUUUGGCAUUUUUCCUUUUUGAAAGUACGAAAGGGACGCUGUUAAUAUUUAUACAAAAUAGGUAAUAAGAUUUUGUAUGCUUCCAUUUCAAAUAUUACAGAGUAAACUUUUCAGUGUUGCCUUGUUGACAUACUUUUUAUAUUUAUCAUCUGUAGUGAGACUUAGCUUAUGUUUACUUGGAUUUAUGGUUGUUACUUUGAUUGUUGAGCUUUAAAAAUGUGCUUUUUCUUUAAAAGUUAAAUUGAAAGUUUUCAUUUUCUUUCUUUUUAUAGGGAUAAUCCCAAGUUGAAGGUUUGUAAUUUUUCACAGCAUAUAUAUAUUUUUUUUGUGGGGGGGGAUAACCCCAUUAAAUCUUCCAUUAACUGUGCUCUCUACCUUAAUUUGUAUGUAUAAUCAGUACUGUAUAGGAUAAUACUCAAAAUUUGGUGCUUCUCUCUGAGCUAAGGUUGUGCAAGUAUUCCAUUAGACUGAUAUUAUAUUGGUAGCUAUUACUCUCUAAUUAUUUUUAGUGAUUAAGAAAAAAUUGUAUUUUUGGAAGGUCUUAUCCUGUGCUCUACUUAGAAAAGUGUAAUGAUAUGUAGAUAAUGGGUGACAUACCUGAUAAUUGUAUAUAAUUUUGGAAUUCUUUUUUCUUUCCUUUGUAAAGAUGUGUAUUCAUCACUAGAUGAAUGAAAUGUUCAAUACUGGGAGAACUAGGAAUUCCAGUGACUUGUCAUUUCUCCCAAGAAGCUGGAUACAAAAUAUACAUGGCUCAUUAAAUGUUCUUUUUGUUGAACUUUUUAUUAAAGAAGAAGAAAAUGAUUAAUACUUGUCUUGUUUACAGUUGUUAUUUAAAUACUCAUGAACCUCAAAGCAAUAUUUAUCAUUAGAUUGUGCAGAUGUUUUGCUGUAGUGGCUAUGAGCAUUUCAGUUUCUUUUUAAGUGAUAUAAUUGUACUUAAUGUGGUAUGGCCAGAGAGCUUGAUAAAUGGCAGCUAUACUUCAGCUGAUACCAGUGUUCUGAAAAUGGACUUCAUUUUACUUUUUAAUUCAUUUAACAAAACUGAAUAUGGAUGGUUAUGUCCCAUGGCAUAAUAUGUUGAGGUUAAAUUUUGUGUUCAUUGUUUGUAACUGUAUAGUGUGACUAAUUUUCUGUAGUUUCGGUGAUUGAAAGAAAAAUAUUUAAAUAGUUAAAAAAAAACAAACAUUAUGGGUUUCAUAAUUUUCAGUAUUUCUUUUGCUAAAGUCCAGUAACCAUUUCCCAUCAUUUGGUUCUUUGAAGUUUUUGUAAAAGUGGCUGACUCCUCAAAAUUUCAAUAUAUUUAGACCAAUAAUUAGCAUUUAUUUGUAUUUAUUUGUAUUUUAGGAUAAUGAUGCAAUAAGGAUAAGUCAAAUUAUGUUUUGUAUAAGAAUAAGUAACAAAUAGUUUAGCAUUUUCUGUUAUUUUUGUUGGAGCAGGUAAUGCAUCAUCACCAUCAGAAGCAGCAAAACUUUUUAUUCUAAUUUUUAUCAUAUACAUUAUAACAUAGAUUAAGGUCAUAGAAUCCAGUUAGAAAAGUUGGAUUGAUGAUGAUUUCAAGAAAGGUGAUAUCAUUGUUGUAUGUUGCUCAACUUUCAGUCACACUUCUCGUUGCUUCAGUAUUUUAUACAUAUAGAUACAGAGAUUAUUGUCAGCAAGAUAAUCUAAGUACCUUUUUCCUUAUUUUACAUUUUAUCACAUAUCAAUGAAAACUUUAGGUAAGGUCAUUUGGAUAUACAUGCAAUAUCAGAAAUUACAGACAUGUCAGUUCCAGUUAGUGGCACAGUUCACUGAUUAAUUUUAUGUUACAUUGAGCAAGCAUCCCACAGAAAGAAUGUUAUACAUCAUACUUUGAUUUACCAAAGAGCAAUAUCAAACUCUUUAAUGUCACUUAAAUAUUAAUCUUUUGCUCUCUCUUGUGAUUGCUGCUACAGAAGUGUUGCAUCAUCAAAAAUCUUAGUGGACUUUCAGUCUCAGUUAAUUGUCCUCUCACACAUUUGACUCUGUAUGCAUUUUUAUGAUAGUUUAUUCUGGAGUAACAUACAUCAUUUUAUGAAGUAUUUGUCAUGAUUGGGGAUAACAUACACAUGAAAUGUGAAACAAUUUUUUUCAUAUUAUUUUAUUUGUAUGGUUGUUACAUUUCCCCAUGUUUUAUUUUCAGUUGUAUAUGAUUUAUCAAAAUAAGGUUCUGUUAUGCUUAAUCCUUUCAGUAAUUAACUGUAGCAAAAUGUUGAUACCUUUAUAAAUUUGCAUGUAGCAUAUGAGAAAUACUUUGUUUUAAUCCAAGCACAUAGAAUUAAUGAUUUUUUAAAACGUUAUUGGAAGACAGUAUCAUUGCAGAUGUGAAUGUGUAAGUAAAUGUCUAGCUUUGAGAAUGCAAGUAAAUAUUGCAGAUAUGUCAGAAUAUUUCUCUUCAAUAUGGUGGCAAACUAUUCAUAGUGUUGCUAUUCAGUAUAGAUCUCCAACAGAACUUGACCAUUCUGUUUUGUGUAUGACAAAACCUUACCCAUUGUGUUGUGUUUAAUCUUUGUGUGAUAUUGGUGCUGACUCAAUGACAGUGCUGUGGUUGUUAAUUUUGUUGAUAAUGAUAAUAAGACAAAUGUAAACUUGUAUAUAAGGAUUUUCAGUAGGUUAUUGUAAAAGCUUUCUCAUGAGCAGUAAAUUAUUGUUGUAUGAUCAUCUCUAAACAUAAGGGAAUUGCAGUGUUGAUAAUGAGCAAGACCUCUUUUCUUUCUUUUAUUCUUUGGUUUUAAAUAGAAAAAAAGUAUGUAUACCUCUAGGAGAUAGAUUAGAAUUUGAUGUAAUGAGUAACUGAUAGUAUUCAGUACAGUGUUCAAAGUUGUUCCUAGAAACUCACAAAGGUGCACAUCCCUUACUUUUUCUCAUCCUCUACAUGUGGUAAAUGAAAGUAUGAAUCCGUAUGAAUGAGUCAGGAAGCAAAUGUCUAUGAAUGUGGAAUUUAGUUGAGUGCUUUUUAUUUAGCCUUUUUUCUUUCUUUCUUUUUUUCCUUUUUUUUUUUACCUUAACCUUAGACUGUUUUAUAUUGUCAUUCACUAGUCCAGUGAAGUGAAUGCAGUUUACCAGUUUUCAUAUGACUUAAUUCACUACACAGCCAAGGGUUGCUGCUGACCUACACAACUAGCAAAUAAAAAGGCUUAUGGAUUUCAUUUUUUACAUUAAUUUUCAUCCCAUGCUUUUGUGAAUAUUUCACUUUUUUUUUUUUUUUUUUUUUCUUUCUUUCUUUCUUGUUAUGAUUUUUAUGGCUUGGCUUAGGUAUUUUUUGUGUGUCUAGUGUCUACCAUUUCAUAUUUUGUUUCUUUGUAAAUACCUUUGCUAUGGUAGUGAAUCCAGUAGUUGUGGAUAUGACCUGUAGAAAAUGUUAGUGAUUUAUUUUUCUAGUAAACAAGUAGUAUUCAUUUCAGUGACCUAAUGUAUCGAGUUUUUCAAUACUUAAAAUAAAAUAAACUUUCUAUGUA
This is a messenger RNA of Penaeus chinensis, 10497 nucleotides long. It is a transcript of the gene Zmynd8, whose product is annotated as protein kinase C-binding protein 1-like. Lineage: Eukaryota; Metazoa; Arthropoda; Malacostraca; Decapoda; Penaeidae. Gene Ontology annotation, molecular function: protein binding. The transcript has 15 exons. The record is from RefSeq and is a predicted model, not a curated record. The coding region runs from base 165 to 5189 and encodes 1674 amino acids.